Molecule: messenger RNA, 1451 nt
Organism: Amphimedon queenslandica
Lineage: Eukaryota; Metazoa; Porifera; Demospongiae; Haplosclerida; Niphatidae
Product: ATP-dependent DNA helicase RecQ-like
Exons: 2
Coding region: 137-1270 (377 amino acids)
Biological process (GO): double-strand break repair via homologous recombination
Cellular component (GO): nucleus; chromosome; cytoplasm
Molecular function (GO): ATP binding; nucleic acid binding; 3'-5' DNA helicase activity
Source: RefSeq, a predicted model, not a curated record
ACGGCGGGGAAGGGUCUGGUACACUCUUUAAUGUAGUUUUGUUCUUGCCAACUCAGCAAAAUGCUGUCAAAAUGACGACGUCAUGGAUUAAGUCAUAUGACGUCACAAAUACCACGUGGUGGCAUGUGAUCGAGAAAUGGAUUCCUGUUUGACUGAAGCAGCUGAAUUACUUGGUUAUAGAAACCUUAAAGAUGAACAAAUAUCAUGUCUGACAGAAUUUUUAAGUGGAAGAGAUGUUUUUGUGAUUCUGCCAACUGGUUUUGGAAAAACAGCCUGCUUCACUCUGCUCCCUUUUGCCUUUGACAAGUACCAAAAAAGAGAUUCAGGAAACAAGGCUAUCAUUAUUGUUGUGAGUCCUUUGACAGCCCUCAUUAUAAAUCAAGUGGAAGCUCUUUUAAGUCGCAAUGUAUCUGCUGGUUACAUUAAUUCGGAAUCUACAUCUGACGUUAAGAAAAAUGUUACUCUUGGAAAAUAUUGCAUUGUAUUUAUGGGUCCGGAGCAACUUGUUGAUGAAUGGAGAAGCUUAUUGUCAAGUGAUGUUUACAUGUCUCGCCUUGUUGGUCUAAUUAUUGAUGAGGCUCAUUGUGUUGUUAAAUGGGGUAAAACUUUUCGUGAAGCAUUUACACGACUAACUGAAGUGAGGAGUACAAUGCCAUCACAUAUAGGCAUUAUGGCAUUAACUGCUACAGCCACAAGAACAUUACGUCUACAGGUGGAACAAAUUCUAGGGAUGAGAUCGCCACUAGCAAUUAUUCGUUCUCCUGACAAACCAAAUCUCAGAUUCAGUAAUAUAGAGCUGGGAGGUGUAAAUAAUUAUGGGGUUCCAAAUAUAUUCCAUCAUAUCCUUAUUGAAUUGAGGGAGAAACUGACUGAUUUACAAAGGGUCAUGAUAUUUUGUAAGGUGAAGACAGAUUGCCCAAAGUUAUACACAUUUUUUAAAGCGUGUUUGGGAAGAUACUUCACUCAUCCACCUGGAGCAUCUACAGAUUUAGUUGAAUGUCGUCUUGUAGAUAUGUUUUUUAAAGGAACACGUACACAUGUUAAACAAAGAAUUAUAGAGAAUUUUACUAAAGAUUCGUGCUUACGCAUUAUUAUCUGUACUGAUGCAUUUGGAAUGGGAGUAAAUUGCCCAGAUGUAAGGCUUGUCAUACAUUAUGGUGUUCCAAGUGAUGUGGAGACAUACGUACAGCAAAUAGGAAGGAGUGGUAGAGAUGGAAAGGAAUCUUAUGCAGUCCUGUUGCAUUCAAAAAAAGAAGAUGGAGAAUUGUAAUGAACACAUGACAAAGUAUGUUGAGAAUAAGGCGUCUUGCAGAAGAGAUUACUUAUUUCAAGACUUUGAAAAUACAUCUCAUGAUAGCAUAAAUAAAGGAUGCAAAUGCUGUGAUGUUUGUGCGAAACAUUGUUUGUGUGGUCAAUGCAUUGUGUCACUUACUCAAAAUUAUUCAUUUAUG